Messenger RNA from Asparagus officinalis (garden asparagus), 1782 nucleotides. Its product is annotated as protein LYK5-like. The record is from RefSeq and is a predicted model, not a curated record. Gene Ontology annotation, molecular function: protein kinase activity; ATP binding. Gene Ontology annotation, biological process: protein phosphorylation. Lineage: Eukaryota; Viridiplantae; Streptophyta; Magnoliopsida; Asparagales; Asparagaceae. The transcript has 2 exons. Bases 355 to 1782 code for a protein of 475 amino acids.
CAUUCACAAGGAGAAAAACACCAUGAAACAAAUCAAAGUCUCUUUCCUCAUCUUCAUCCUUUUCUUCAUCAUCUCAAAUACCAAAGCUCAACAAGAAUACUCAGGCAACUCAAUACUAGACUGUGACCAUCAAAGCACAUCACCUCCAUCUCCUUCUUAUCUCUACACCUGCAAUGGCCCCAGUCAAUCCUGCCAAGCCUUCCUCAUCUUCAAAUCCCUACACAGUCACAAUUCAGUCAAGGACAUAUCAUCUCUCUUUAACACUGACCCUUUUGAGCUUGCUCAAAUCAACAACGUCUCGGAUUCCUACACUUUUCCCAGCAACAAAGAAGUCAUCAUUCCCGUGAAUUGUUCAUGCUCAGCGCUCUCAUAGGCGAGAACCCUUAUAAACCUGAGAAACUAUUUGGCGGUCUUGAUUUGUUAGUUCCUCUUCGAUGUGCAUGCCCUACAAAGAAUCAGACUCAGGAUGGUACAAAGUAUCUGAUGACAUACUCUCUCAAUGAGAAUGACAAUCUUUCUGAUCUUAGCGAAAGAUUUAAUGUCAGUGAUGACAAAGUUGGGAAUGCUAACGGGUUUGUUGAUCCAGACCCGGUUGUUUAUCCAUCCACCACAGUGCUCAUCCCAUUGCCAAGAAAACCCUUGAGCUCGCAAACUCAAAUUUAUCACCCACUUGAGUACAGUCCACCUCCCCGUUCAUGUCCAAUCAUUCGUAAGGCUAAAAGAUUAACUACAGGACUUCAUGUAGGUAUUGGUGCAGCUAUUUCUGUUGCAGUUCUGUUUCUUAUCGUUACAGUUUUAUUGUGGCUUCGAAGAAAGAAGAUGAAAAGAAUGGUGAUGAAGAAUAACAAUGUUGUAUCAAAAGAUAUUGCUAACGCCGUGUCAAUAAUAGACUGCCCAUUGAAGAUAUUUCUGGUUGAGGAAAUAAAAGAGGCGACUAAAUAUUUCAGCUCAGAGUGCAGGAUACAAGGAUCAGUGUAUAAGGGAAUAAUCGGCGAAAAUGUGUCUGCAAUCAAGAAGAUAAGUAAGGAUAUGUCACAGGAAGUUAACAUACUGCACAAACUCAAUCAUGUCAAUAUUAUAAGCCUCCAUGGAAUUUGUACAGGAGAAGAAAACUGCUAUUUAGUCUAUGAAUUCAUGGAGAACGGGUCUCUGAAGGAUUGGCUCAAGAAUCCUAAUCGAUCUGGGCUCUUGAAGUGGACCCAAAAGGUUCAGAUUGCUCUGGACAUCGCUAAUGGGCUCGAUUACAUACACAACUUCACAUAUCCGCCAUAUAUUCACAAGGAUAUAACGAGCAGUAAUGUUCUCCUUAACGGGAAAUUGAGAGCUAAAAUAACAAACUUUACACUGGCAAGAUCAUCAGACUGUAGAAAGUCCGGUUCCUACUUAACAAAGAAUGUUGAGGGUACUCUCGGUUAUAUGGCACCUGAGUUCAUAGAAUCUGGACUCAUAACGCCGAAACUUGAUGUAUAUGCAUUUGGGGUAGUUAUAUCGGAACUUAUUACAGGAAAGAAAGCUAUAAAUGUAAGCAAAGGGAGAGAAGAACUGUUAUCGGAAUCGAUAGUUUCCAUUGUAGAAGGAAACAAUGCAGAUCGAGAGCUUAUGGGCUUCAUGGAGUCUACUAUGAGAAGCAUAAGCCCUGUAGGUUUAGUAACGGAGGUAGCAAAACUAUGUGUGGCUUGUUUGGCAAGAGAUCCAGAGAGGAGACCUAGCAUGCAUCAGGUUGUCUCAGUUUUGACAAGGGUUCAAGUAGAUUCACAGAUGUGGGCUUUGGCAUACCAAUAG